AUGAAACGCAUGUCAUCGUACGACACGGGAGCAGAGUCAUCGGACCUGAGUUUAGACAGCCAGAAGGGGAAAUCUAAGGGAAAAGGAAAGAAUGCUAAGAAUGGGGUUGAAUACAAUGAGGAGAAGGAAAAUAAAAAAAACGACCAGAAGAAAAAAAGGGAUCACAAAGAUAAGAAAAAGAAUGAACAUUCUGAAAAAAGAAACCAAGAAGGUAAUAACAAUAAUAAGAACGUGAAAAACAAUCAGAAAAAUGCUGUCGAUAUGUAUAAAAGUAAACUAAAAUUCUUAUUCGAUAACAUAAUUAUAAUAGGAAUUAUUUUAUCCUUUAUGACAUUGAUAUCGUUUAAAUAUUUGGAAGAAAAAUAUUCAAUGGAAUCUUAUUUCGAAGAUGGGGAUUCUUUUGAUUAUUAUGAAGUGUUAAAAUGUAAAAGAGGAGAUAGUAUACAUAAAAUAAAAAAAAGUUAUCGAGAUUUGUCUAAAUUGUAUCAUCCAGAUAGUAAUAAAAAUUGUAAAGAUUGUGAUAAAAAGUUUAGAGAUAUUACAAAAGCAUAUAAAACAUUAUCUGAUCCAAGGUUAAAAAAAGCAUAUGACAAUUCAAAAGGAAAAGUGUUAAAAUUGAUUGAAUCGAAUAGUAUAAAUUUGAGCAUGAAAAAUUUUACCGAUUUCGUAGAAAAUUCAAAUGACUAUUGGCUUAUACAAAUAUAUUCUGAUACAGAUCAUCUUUCUUUGAAUUUUUCGAAUAUAUGGGAAGAAGCAUUUGAUAAAUAUCAUGAGUACAUUUCAUUUGGAAGAAUAAAUAUAUUAACAGAUAAAAAAUUAGUAAAAAAUAAAAUUCCAUUUAAUGUGAAAAUUUAUCCUACGAUUUUUAUUUUAGCUCCUGAUGGAACUUACCAAUUAUAUUCAAACAUUUAUAAUGCCACAUCUAAAGAUUUUCAAAAUUUUAUUGUUAAUAAUUAUCCAAGUUAUAUUUACAACAUAGAUGUAUUUAAUAAGGAAUAUUAUGCUUUCGAGAGAAAAAAAGAUCUUGUUAGUAAAAACGGAUCCACACAUAUUGAUAAAAAUAACAAAGUUAUACUCUUGUCAAACAAGAAGAAGUUAAGUCUCCAAGCUAAACACAUUACACUCAAGUUUAAUAACAUCUACACAACUUAUGCCAUUAGAUAUAAUGAAAUUGACCUCAUAACCAAUGAACCACUCAAAAAGGAAAUAAUAGAUGCUCUAAAAGUGCUAAGUGUUAAAAAAAAUGAAUAUUUAAAAGAAAAUGAAAGUAUUGAUUAUUUCAUACUCGUUAAUAACAAAAGCCAAGUGAAAAUUAUAAGACGCAUUUCAGCUACCAACAUCAAAAAUGUGUACAAUGAUGCAUUACAAAAAAAUUUAGUGGAAGUUAAUUCCAUAAAUAUAGAUUCUGUGUGUUCAACUGUGGGUUCUAGACACACCUAUUGCUAUGUUACCAUUAUCGACAAAUUGAAUAAUGAAACAACUUUGAAUACUUUGAAAAAAAUUUAUCAAUAUAUAAAUAAUUCCUAUACAAGCUUUACAUCUAAAUCAAGUGCAGAAUACAUAGACAAUCAGAUGUUCAUACAACCUGUAUACGUUUUGAAAUCCAGUAUGACCAAAAAUUUCUUCAAAUUUGUAAAGGAUAAAUCUAUCAACACGUAUGAUUCUUUCUUUCUUGAUUACUCAUCAAAUACCUUUGCAACAAUUAACGAGAUAAAAAAUUUAAGUAACUAUUCCCAGAAAAAAGAUGAUUUAUUUUUUCUCUCCAACAUUUACAAGGAUAUAGAAAUUUUAAAUUUUGAAAAAAUACCAAAAUAUUGCCUUCCUAUGGGAAUCAAUUGCUUUUAUAACACCAAGAUAACCUUUUCAUACAAACUUUAUAACAUUUUUAAGAAAACUUCAAAAUCCCAAGUUAUCUUGUCAUCUAUUGUAGGUUUUCUAAUGUAUCCUUCCUUUAAGCAAUAUGGGAAAUUAAAGUAUGCUUAUUUGGCUGCCUCAGUAGGAGCCACUUUUCUUGUAACGAAUUUGAAAGAGUUUUUCCUCCUCUUGGUAAGUUAA
This is a messenger RNA of Plasmodium gonderi, 2055 nucleotides long. RefSeq names its product DnaJ protein. Lineage: Eukaryota; Apicomplexa; Aconoidasida; Haemosporida; Plasmodiidae. The record is from RefSeq and is a predicted model, not a curated record. The transcript has a single exon. The coding region runs from base 1 to 2055 and encodes 684 amino acids.